Molecule: messenger RNA, 1752 nt
Organism: Chiloscyllium plagiosum (whitespotted bambooshark)
Lineage: Eukaryota; Metazoa; Chordata; Chondrichthyes; Orectolobiformes; Hemiscylliidae
Gene: epsti1
Product: epithelial stromal interaction 1
Molecular function (GO): ubiquitin binding
Source: RefSeq, a predicted model, not a curated record
ACUCUUCAUCUCAGGGUCAGGGCACUGACUGUUUUCGGAAGGCUCUUUCCUGGUUUGCUGUCAGUUUUUUGCUAGCUUGUUGUUUAGUGAGGAGAGUGCCAACUCUCUCUCUCUCUCUCACUCACACACGGACAGGAGCAUGUCACAAACCAGGAGAGUUCCUCCGACACAGCAGCGAGUUGCAGCCAUUCAAGAACCCUACAACAACCCGGAGAAUGAGCCAGGGGACGUGGAACAGCAGCUUGGAGACCAGCAGACACCGGCGGACAGCCACCAAGCUCAACACAGAGAAGGAUAUUCAGUGGUUACACCAAUUGAGAGCAGGCGAUCACGUCUGCAAAUGAUGGCAAACAAGGAACUGGAGGAUCUGAGGAAGUGGAAGGAAGCUAACAGGCUUGGUCCAAUCAACUUGACUCCCAUGCAAUUAGGUGGAAGCACUUCUGAAGCUGAGGCACGUCAACGACAGCAGUUACAUCUCCGAGAGUCCAGGUUCCAAAAAAGAUCUCAGAAAGAAGACUAUAAUAGGAAACAGAAAGAAGCCGAAGAGCUCGAAUAUCGGAAGAAGAAGGAGAUUCAGCGAGAAAAAGCCAAUAAACUCUUGGAAAAGCAGAGGCAACAGGAGGCCCAGAGAAAAGCACAGCUCCAAGCAGAACACCGGCAAGCAAACCAGCAGUUCCUUCAGAGGAUUGAGGCCAACACAUCAUACAGACACUCGCCCCUGCCUCCCAACAGCACAGUUCCAACUACAGCUUGGAGCAAGAGCCGUGGUUACCGAGAGACUCAGAGGGAGGCCGAGUUUCAGCGACUGCAGGAACACAAAGACGAACAGAGGAGAAAGAGUGAACUUGCAGCAGAAGAGACAUCUCGACUCGAAUCUGAAAGACAGCACCGUCUUCAGGAAGAACACAGGAAGAAAAACCAAGCUUUCUUGGACAACCUGGAAAGGAGCCGAAAAUCUUUGGAAAAUUUGAGCAGCUCACCCGCACCUUUGUCUGAUGAGGAGAGCUUUGAAUCCCAAGCCAUGCAAUGUGUCCCUUCAGUGAGCCCGCUUGUAGGUCUGAGGGAGACACGUCAAGACAACUCCGACAAUACAGUGGAAAACACAGCCUGCAGAGACUAUCCUGAAGAUACCGUUUUUGACUGGAAUUUGAUGAAACUCCAGAGCUGUUUCCCUGAUUAUGAACCAUCCGUUCUUGAAGAUCUCCUGCUACAGUGUGACAGUGACUAUAAGAAAGUGAUCCAGCUUCUACAAUGAACCAACUGGAGAGAAGGCAGGUGGUCCAAAUUCUGUGGCCUCCAACACGAUCUCCACUUCACUUUGAUUGGAGACGAUGAUUCUCUUCACUUAGGAAAUGGCUACUUAUGUUCCAUUUUUCCACCUUCAACCCAUUUCCUUUACCUGACCUCGAGUGAUCAAUCAGACCUGGAGGGGGUCCAUUAUUAAUCAUUGCUGGGAAACCAAAUCACAGCCGUGAAUGUUUGACCAUCCACUUGGUGCCAAGAAAAGGCUCUGACAAUUAUGGUUCCUUAAUCCUUUGAGCUGAAUAUGAAGCCACAGCCCUUGUGUCCAUUACUGAGGAGUUUAAUCAAUUGCAGGGUUACUGGCAGAGAGAGGUUGAGUCAGUAACACCUCUUACUCACAAGUCAUACGGUUAUGUAGUAUGGAGACAGGCUGUCUGGCCCAAACUGGUCCAUACCGGCAAAAAUGUCCAUCCACGCAAAUCCCAGUUCCCUGCACUUGGCCCGUAUCCU